AUCUUGUUCAGAUCUGAUGAACGACUUGAUCUCCGUUUCUCUCUUUUUCCCCAAUAUACUUGUGAACAUAAAAGUCCAAGUAAAAUGUUGAUACAUAAAAGUGGAAAACUUUUCAUUCAGUUAAUUUUAAACAUCCAAAAUAUUAUUUUAUUCACAUAUACAAAUAACUGUCUGGCCAAAGAAUACAACUCAAUCGACUCGAUUAACUCUCUAAACGAGAAAGAUUUUCCUAAUGAAGAUUAUAAUAAUAAGCCUUAUUUUGCCGAGAUAAUGUCCAAUGUAACGGUUCAAGUUGGACGUCCUGUUAAAUUUCAAUGUGUAGUUGAAAAUCUUGGCACUCGACAAGUUGCCUGGGUUCGCAAGGAUAAACAUACAUUAUUAGCACUUGGAAAGGAAGUUAUUAGUAAAAAUAGUCGAAUCGAUGUCUCGAAUCAUACAGACAAAAUAUUUUCUCUCAAAUUAGAUCCAGUUAGAGAAGAGGACAGAGGUGAAUAUAUGUGCCAAAUAAACAGUUCUCCUGUAAUCGAUCAAUCCGCUUUCCUCCGUGUAACAGUGCCACCUUAUUUUGUUGAGGAUCAAACAAGUUCAGAUACUGAUGUUGAUGAAAAUGAUUCUGUAAGUUUACGAUGCACAGCAAGAGGAUUCCCUGCACCUACGAUUGAAUGGAGGAGGGAAGAUAAAGAAUCUAUUGAUGCCUUAUCACCAUCAUCAAUAUCUUCAUCUAGUGACAAUAAGAAUGUUCGAACCGUUCAAGGUACUUUUUUGAACUUAAGUCAAGUUCGUCGGCAACACAUGGGUGUUUAUCUAUGCAUAGCAUCAAAUGGAAUACCAAAUUCUGUAAGCAAACGGAUUUUUCUCGGAGUUAAAUUUCCACCUCUUGUCUGGACACCGUUACAACGUGUUGGGUCACCUUUAAACGGAGAAGUCACUUUAAAUUGUAUUGUUGAUGCUUAUCCCAAACCCGAUUGUUAUUGGAUGAAAACAUCGACACGACAAAUUAUUUUGGACAAUUCUAAAUAUUCAACAUCAAUCACAUCUAAUUCAUUCAAGUACGAGGUCACUUUAACCAUAAAGAAUGUCGAUUAUCAAGAUUUUACCAGUUACAGUUGCGUUGGUAAAAACGUACUAAGUGAAGCCUCAGGAACGAUUGUCCUAUUUGAGAUACCACGUCCAUCGACCCAACGGGCAGUUAUUAAUAGUAUAACAAGUCCACCGAGUAAAGAAGUUACAAAAAAUAGAAAAAAUUAUCUUGGUAAUACAAAAAAUUCGCUCAAUUCUGAUUCCAGUGAUAAAGAAAAAUUAAAUUUUGCUUCAUUCAAAACGAAUUCAUACAAAAACGAUAUUCCAUCGGAACAAAUUACAAUGCAAACCGAAGAUGGAGUAACAACUACCGACGAUUUAACAGAAUCAAUGGCAGAUUCAUCAUCUAAAGAAUUAAUUACUUCCUGGUCAAUUGGUUUUCUUAUCGUCUCUCAUUUAAUGAUCACAUUUAAUUAACCAUUAGAAGAAUUUGAUUGUGUUUUCCAUUCCCUUCGAUUAUCACAGUUUCAUCUUCGUCAUCUUGAAUACCCUCUUCUCAUAUUGUGCCCUUUCAAUUUGUUUCUCCUCAAAUUUAAAUUGAAAGACAAUUAACAUGUUUGUAACUAUUAUUACAAUCGAAUCAAGUAAAUUGGCUUAAUCGAUGAAAAUUCUGUGCUAACCGAAGUAUCGUGAGCUUAUAUAUAUUUAAA
Molecule: messenger RNA, 1730 nt
Organism: Panonychus citri (citrus red mite)
Lineage: Eukaryota; Metazoa; Arthropoda; Arachnida; Trombidiformes; Tetranychidae
Product: lachesin-like
Exons: 7
Coding region: 85-1497 (470 amino acids)
Cellular component (GO): neuron projection
Source: RefSeq, a predicted model, not a curated record